ACAGAAUAUGUGCCGUUGGCUCCUCCCAGUGGGCGGAGUCUGUGCUGUUCAAUCAUCCUCACAGACUCAGUUUCUGCUCCUCAUCCUCACCAGAACCGUCCUGCUGCUGCUGCUGGGAGAGACUCUGAGCUGCGCCGAGGUGAAGAUGAAGCGCUCCCUGGUGAUCUGCCUGCUGGUCUGCUCCUCUCUGGUUGGACUCGGGUCCGCCAUCCGCUGCUACAGCUGUAAGGACUACACCGCCAGCUGCACCAAGCAGCGAGACUGUAGCUACGACGACGCCUGCCUCACGCUCGUCGAGAGAGGUGGGAUGACCUACAGGAAGUGUCUGAAGUACACAGAGUGUGAGCGGAGCCGCCUGGCCCAGAUGUUCCCCCAGGUGUCCAGCUUCACCUUCAGGUGCUGCAACUCCGACCUGUGUAACUCCGCCCCCUCGUCUGCAGCGGGCUCUGUGAUUGGCCUGCUGGCCUCCGUGCUGGUCAUGUGGUGGUGUGUCCACUGAGCGCUCCGCGGCGCCCCCUGCAGUCAGCUUGUGUAACAGCCUCAUCGACGUGUCAGUGUGGAUCUAACCAUCGCUAACAGGAGGAUACAGCGCCCCCUGCAGGUGCAGGCUGAGCCAGGCGGCGCCGCAGCGCCCCCUGGAGUCAGAGUUGAUCAGACUGAUGAGUCGACAGGAAGCUGAUGGAGGAUGAACUGAUCGCAUUAAUCAAUAAUCACAUCUGUAUUGAUCUGCUUAACUCCACUCUAACUAUGUAGAAAUGUUUGUUUCCAGGAAGUUCUGGAGGUUCUGGUUCUGUAACUGAUGUCGUCACUGACCUGAAAACAGCUUCAAACCAAUAAAAGAGUCAAAAGAAA
Molecule: messenger RNA, 852 nt
Organism: Xiphophorus hellerii (green swordtail)
Lineage: Eukaryota; Metazoa; Chordata; Actinopteri; Cyprinodontiformes; Poeciliidae
Product: CD59 glycoprotein
Exons: 5
Coding region: 8-499 (163 amino acids)
Source: RefSeq, a predicted model, not a curated record